CCGAUCAUCCUUUUAGUUUGGAUCACGUGCUUCUUCGUUGUCCCUUCCGCGGUGCGCGCCAUGGAUUCUACUAUGUUCAUCAUCGGCAUCAUAGGAAACAUCAUCUCGGUUUUGGUCUUCAUUUCUCCCAUCCCCACGUUCUGGAGGAUCGUGAGGAGCAAGUCGACGGAGGAGUUCGAGCCGGCGCCGUACGUGCUCACACUGCUCAACUCGCUGCUAUGGCUCUACUACGGCGUCACCAAGCCAGACGGCCUCCUCAUCGCCACGGUGAACGGGUUCGGGACAGUCAUGGAGACAAUCUAUGUCGUGCUCUUCCUCGUCUACGCCACCGAUCAUGCCACACGGGUUAAAACCGCGAAGUUGGUCGCAAUUUUGGACAUUGGGUUUUUUGGAUUUGUGUUCGCAACCACCAGAUUUGCCAUUGCCGGGCUUGACAUGAAAAUCAUGGUUAUAGGAUUGAUAUGUGUCUGCCUCAACGUGUUCAUGUAUGGGUCCCCACUCGCUGCCGUGAGAACGGUGAUCACCACAAGGAGCGUGGAGUACAUGCCAUUCUUCCUGUCCUUCUUCCUCUUCCUCAACGGGGGCGUCUGGGCUACGUAUGCCAUACUCGACAGAGACAUCUUCCUUGGAGUCCCAAAUGGAAUAGGCUUCUUCUUGGGCAUCAUCCAGCUGGGUAUCUAUGCCUUCUACCAGAACAGUAGGGAUGAAGCCCCAGAAGAAGGAUGGCAGGCUUCUUCGGUUUCUCUUUUGGCCCCCCAUGCAAAUGGUCAUGGCGAGAACAAUGUUUCCAUUGGUGUUUAAUUAGCAUGUCUGGAUGGUGUGUUUUUUCGAAAAUGGAAGUAUUUGCGCAUGGUAUGCAUAAUUAUUUUUGUUUGCUUAAUUUUCUGUAAAUUUUCUUUCAUGAAUGGGAACAUGAAUAGAAACCGUGUCGACGUC
Molecule: messenger RNA, 936 nt
Organism: Lolium rigidum
Lineage: Eukaryota; Viridiplantae; Streptophyta; Magnoliopsida; Poales; Poaceae
Product: bidirectional sugar transporter SWEET16-like
Exons: 6
Coding region: 61-801 (246 amino acids)
Biological process (GO): carbohydrate transport
Cellular component (GO): membrane
Molecular function (GO): sugar transmembrane transporter activity
Source: RefSeq, a predicted model, not a curated record